CUGAUGGAGAAUAGGACAGAAGUGACACAGUUCAUCCUGCUGGGACUCACUGAUGACCCAGGCCUGCAGGUUCCCCUCUUUAUCACCUUCUUCCUCAUCUACACCAUCACCCUGGUUGGGAACCUGGGGAUGAUCCUGCUGAUUCUCUUGGACUCUCGGCUCCACACUCCCAUGUACUUUUUCUUAGGUAACCUGUCUCUGGUGGAUUUCUGUUACUCUUCAGCCAUCACUCCCACAGUUAUGACUGGACUCCUAAUAGGAGACAACAUCAUGUCCUACAAUGACUGUGCUGCUCAGAUGUUCUGUUUCACUGCCUUUGCCAGUGUGGAAAAUUAUCUGUUGGCUUCAAUGGCCUAUGAUCGCUAUACAGCAGUGUAUAAACCUCUUUACUAUUCUACAACCAUGACUGCAAGCAUGUGUGUAUGUCUCAUCGUAGGUUGCUAUGUCCUUGGUUUCCUGAAUGCCUCCAUCUACACUGCAGAUGCCUUUAGUCUCUCCUUCUGUAAGUCCAAUGUGGUCCAUCACUUUUUUUGUGAUAUUCCAGCAGUCAUGGUUCUCUCUUGCUCUGAUAGACAUGUUAAUGAGCUGGUUCUUGUUUAUGUAGUGAGCUUCAAUAUCUUUUUUGCUAUUACAGUCAUCUGGAUAUCUUACAUAUUCAUCUUUGUUAGCAUCCUAAGAAUGCACUCUGUUGCAGGACAUCGGAAGGCCAUAUCCACCUGCGUCUCCCACUUCACUGUAGUCUCCAUUUUCUAUGGAACUGUCAUCUUCAUGUAUCUACAGCCCAGUUCCAGUCACUCCAUGGACACAGACAAAAUCGCGUCUGUGUUCUACACCAUGGUCAUCCCUAUGCUAAACCCUCUGGUCUACAGCCUGAGGAACAAAGAGGUCAAGAAUGCACUAUUAAAGUUCAAGAAUACAUUCACUUUUUGGAGGAAAAAUAAUAUUUAG
Molecule: messenger RNA, 948 nt
Organism: Nannospalax galili (Upper Galilee mountains blind mole rat)
Lineage: Eukaryota; Metazoa; Chordata; Mammalia; Rodentia; Spalacidae
Product: olfactory receptor 5B3-like
Exons: 1
Coding region: 4-948 (314 amino acids)
Biological process (GO): G protein-coupled receptor signaling pathway; sensory perception of smell
Cellular component (GO): membrane
Molecular function (GO): odorant binding; olfactory receptor activity; G protein-coupled receptor activity
Source: RefSeq, a predicted model, not a curated record